Molecule: messenger RNA, 3616 nt
Organism: Populus trichocarpa (black cottonwood)
Lineage: Eukaryota; Viridiplantae; Streptophyta; Magnoliopsida; Malpighiales; Salicaceae
Exons: 2
Coding region: 1618-3309 (563 amino acids)
Biological process (GO): protein ubiquitination
Cellular component (GO): cytoplasm
Molecular function (GO): ubiquitin protein ligase activity
Source: RefSeq, a predicted model, not a curated record
UUGGUUGUUUAUUAGUCUGCUUCCUCUCUGUUUAAAAUCUUCACCAUGAUCAUAAGAGAGAGAAAUUUCACGCGCCUCCUUUCCCUUUCUUCUCCUCUUCGUUCCUUUCCUUUUCUACUCUCUCUAUCAAUUUCUAAGAAAAUGUCCUCCUUUCUCCCUAUUGGAGUUUUAAUCACCCCCUAAGAAAAGAGGUUUGUUGUUAUUGUUGUUGGAAUUUUCAGUGUAGUUGCGGUGGUUGUCUUGUCUUGUCUUGUUGGAAUUUCCCGUCUUGCUUGCUCUACCAAAAAGUCUCUCUCUUUCUCUUCUUUUUUAGAUCCAUUUUUGCCACUUCUUGCUCCAUAUAUAUAUAAUUGCUGUUAUGUGGUGUUGUUGGAUUCUUCCCAUUCUUAUUUGAAGAAGGGAGUGUUCUGCUUUAUCUCUUGCAGUUGGAGUCACUGCUGUCAAGAUCGGUUUCUUUCCACUUUCUUGAUUUUUCCGUAUUGAUAAUUGUAGAAGAAAAAAAAAAUUGCGGUAUGUCUUCCUUAGCUGGUUGAAUUCGUAUGCAACCAAAAUUCACAUUACCUAGCUAAUGGCUAUUGUAUUCAGUGUGCAAUAAUCGAGCUAAAAUAUUUUGAGUGGUGCUGCAACCCCCUAUUAAUCUUGGCAUGCUUGCUUUUGUAACUGAUGAGAGAAUAUGGGCUUUGCUUAUUGGAUUUGGAGGCGAGGUCUUUAACGAGCAACUACUUUGAAGAUUUCCAAUGCAUAUGCCCUCUCCGUUCUCAAGUUUCCAGCUCAUCGCCUCUUGGGAUUUGGUCAUUCUAAUCGAGUUUCAUUCAGUUCAACAGAUUUAUAUGAGUUUGUGAACAACUACUUAGCUAAACCUUCUCAUCUUAUCCUGCUGGUGGUGAUUUGGUGUUUGUUAGAGGUUACUCAGUGGAAGUCAAAGCAUGGAAGCUUUUGUGUUAUUAUUGUGAUUAUUAUCCUAAGAUAAGAGGGUGCUUGGGUCUGGUUUCAUAUGCUCUUUGAAUACACCUUAUUUUUAUUGAGAAAAUCUCUGCGGGGUCUAGUAUGAUAGGUGGUUGUCAUUGGAGUCAUCUGCAUAGAAGCACUCAGUCAUCUUUGGGUAUUUCUUUCACAGGACUAUUCUUCCAACAAGGCAACAAUAUUGGUUUCCCCCUUUUCUUUUUGAAACCAGCGACAUUAUCUCUUGAGGAAAAUAAUUGUGCAUGGUUUUAGUUUCUUGUUCAGGCCUUCGUUCAAGGUGAAUUUGUUAUAUUUGUUUUCGAUCAACAUUAGCACGAGGGAUUAAGGUGGAUAGUUAAUUUGGUAGUCAAUUCAUUGAUUCUUAUGCUGUACUGCAAAGAGUUGCUGAUGGAGAACAAGCAGAGGGAAUUGAAGGGGAAAAAAAAACUAGAAUCCACUGUGGGCUAAGAUAUUGAAAUCCAUAAAGGGGUGCUAUCUGAUUUUAUAACAAACUACAAAUUCUUGAAACCCUUAAAAAAAUUCCAAUCCUCAGUUUUUGUUCCCACAAUGUCUAUCCAAAAAAUUGGUGUGCAUAUUAUGAUAACUAACUGCCCUUGAGAUCCUGCUUAUCUCUCAUGUCUUUGAACAAUUUUCUUUUCCUUGGUAUACUUUCAGAUGGAUAGGGUUUUGCAAAGAACUUCACAGGACGUGCCCCUGUCCACUGCUCAUAUCCAUGUUAAUGGUGGUUUUGUAGCUGACCAUCCUAGCCACUCAGCAUUAUGUGCUCUGUGCCGAAGUAUUCUUGUACCUGAUAAUGAUGAUCUUGAGAUUAGUAUAUGUGGGCACUGUAAAUUUUUGCUGCUUGAAGAUCUUGAGACCCCUACUCGAGAUUCUCAUUUGAGGAGGCUUCACAGAGGAAGAAGAACCAGGUACAGCAGCUCUGAAUCGAUUGACACCCUUUUCUCACAACAAUUUUCUCAGGUGAUUAAUUUGGCUAGGCAAAACCACAACACCAUUUAUGGGAAUGAGGAUCGAUCUAUAGAUGGUGAUAGUUCUGCUAGGUUGUUACAGCGUACGAGCUCUCGUACAACUCCAAGUAGUUCUCGAAGAUGGCAGCAUCUUUUUUCAGAUUCUGAAAGUGAGAGUUUUGAUAAUGUGGAUUCUCUUUAUGGGGAGAGUGAAAUUAAUUUCAGAUCCAGUAGGUACCGGGUUUUUCACAGUGAGAGUGAUGCCAUUUCUUCAAGUGUGUAUGGUGAAGACUCUGAUGCUUCUGUGGAUGGACAUAGUGUCCUGGACACAGAAAUGUUUAUUCAAGCAGAUGAGGGAAGCAAUUUUGACAGCGAUACUGACAUAGAUCCAAUGCAUGCUGGUCUCCACCAAUGGAACUCUGAUGACCUAGAAGAGGAAGAGGAUGAAGAAGAUGAGGAAUGGGAAGAGGCUGAUAUUGAGGAAGACACAAUUGGAUCGGUAGAAGCUGGAGCUCGACUUCGAAAUAUGUUUAUUUCAAGUCCUAGCGAAGGUAAUGGCCCUGUUAGUUGGCGCAGGCAGUUUCGUUCACCGGAAUUUGAGGGCAUGAAUCGCCGGAGAACCAGGCAAAGUAGACAAGCAUAUAACCAUGGCUUCUUAGCUAACUUGGAAGAAUCAGAAUUACCACGACACAUGUGGAAUUCUGAGUUCGGAGAUUAUGCCACAGGCUUUGGGGAUUUGCUUGAAGCUCUUGCUCGUUCUGAUAUUGGAAGGAGAGGAGCACCUCCUGCAGCUGUGUCUUUUGUGAAUAAUCUACCACUUGUGAUCAUCAAUGAGGAACAUGAGAAGCAUGAUGGUUUAGCUUGUGCAAUCUGCAAGGAUCUUUUGCCAAUUGGCACUGAAGUUAACAAGCUUCCCUGCCUUCACCUAUACCACCCUUACUGUAUAUUGCCUUGGCUGAGUGCACGAAAUUCAUGUCCUCUCUGCAGGUAUGAAUUUCCAACCGAUGAUAAAGACUAUGAGGAGGGUCGGCAAAACUCUAGUACCAGAAUGGAGAUGCAUGGUAUUCAGCGGCAGGAAGUUAGCGAGGACAGUUCAUCGGAUGUCUCAGAUGAACCUCUUGAACAUGGUCAAAGAGGGAGGGGAUUCCUAGAUGUGGGCCCGCCCUUAAAUAGCUCUGGCAGAGAGGGCAGUGGAAGGAGAUGGCUUUUGCUUGCUGCUGCCCCCCUUGUUAGCCUUUUGGGUAUUGUCUUUGUGAUGUGGUGGGGCAAUCCUCAAGGAAGACGGGCAAAUGGUCAUUGCAAUUUCUCUGGGAGAGGCCUGCAUCAAAUUCAAGUUUCUGGCUCUUCCCAACUCAACCAAAGGGGCAAUGGGAGGAGAAGAUGGUGGUCUUUUUUCUGACGAUUUUCUGUGCCUGAACGUGUUUAGUGCCUAAGAUAUUUAUUGUUUUUUUUUUUCCCACUUAUCUUGAAUGGAUCUAAUGUGUGGUCGGAAAGCAUGAUCAUGCCUUGCCUCUAAUAUGGACGACUGGGGAGUGGAACUGGUUAGGUUUCUGGAAGUCCGAUGAAGAUUUGAUCUUUUUAGUUGCUGAUUGGGCAACAUAAUAUGCCAUUCGAUACGCUAAUGACUCGAACUUAUUACUCGAAAAAUAAACAAACAAAUAAAAAAAAAUGAGGGCCUGGCAAGGUCAUACUUGCAUGUUAUUGAA